ACGAUAUUAUGCCACUGCAAUAGUUUGUGGUUCAACACAGGAGGACAUAUAUAUUCCAGAAGUUAGGGUUAGAGUUCGAGCUUCCAUACCCCAGCUGAAACGAAACUCGCAGCAACUCUGCAAUGGCGGCCAAGAAGUCUCGGAACCCUGAGCUAACCAGGGGCAUCGGCACCUUCUCAAGGUCGAAGAUGUACCACAAGAGGGGUCUUUGGGCAAUCAAAGCCAAAAACGGCGGAAAAUUUCCUCACCACGAAAAGAAGAUCGCCGAAGCACCCGUGGCCGAGAAGCCACCAAAGUUUUACCCCGCCGACGAUGUUAAGAAGCCACUCGUCAACAAGCAUAAACCUAAACCAACUAAGCUUAGGUCCAGUAUUACUCCGGGAACAGUUCUGAUUAUCCUUGCCGGUCGAUUCAAGGGAAAGAGGGUUGUGUUCUUGAAGCAACUCGCGUCUGGGCUUCUUCUUAUCACUGGCCCAUUCAAGAUCAAUGGCGUUCCUCUGAGGCGCGUGAAUCAAGCUUAUGUGAUUGCAACUUCAACCAAGGUUGACAUUUCUGGUGUUAAUUUGGAGAAGAUUGACGAUAAGUACUUCGCUAAGAAGGCAGAAAAGAAGAAGGAGAAGACCGAAGGAGAGUUCUUUGACUCAGACAAAGAGGAGAAGAGUGCCCUACCUCAAGAGAAGAAGGAUGACCAGAAGGACGUUGACGCAGUUCUGAUUAAAGCAAUCGAGUCCGUUCCAGAUUUGAAGACUUAUUUGGGUGCCAGAUUCUCCCUUAAGGAAGGCAUGAAACCCCAUGCUCUAGUCUUUUAGAGAAAGUCAGCACCGUUUAUUUAUCUUAUGCUGAAACUGAAAAUUUUCUUGUUUCCCAAUGAUUUGUUACCUUGUUCAAUCUGAAUUUUGUUUUGAAAUGCAGUAUUUUACAAUUUAUAAUGCUUAUACUGGAUCUGGAAAUCAGAUGAUGCACUAUGUGGUUUUGCUUCCUUACACAAGGUGUUAUGAUUAUGGCAAUGUUGACACUGUGCUUAAACUAGUGCCCUCAUUUGAUUUUACUAUUACCAUUUUAUAAGUCUUCCCUUGUUAUCAUCAGUAUUCUUAUAAUUGGACAUUUAUCUUUGAAUGAAAUGCCG
Messenger RNA from Cuscuta europaea, 1126 nucleotides. The record is from the annotation of a GenBank genome assembly. Lineage: Eukaryota; Viridiplantae; Streptophyta; Magnoliopsida; Solanales; Convolvulaceae.